This is a messenger RNA of Microtus oregoni (creeping vole), 772 nucleotides long. Its product is annotated as bcl-2-like protein 12. NCBI's taxonomy places the organism in Eukaryota, Metazoa, Chordata, Mammalia, Rodentia, Cricetidae. Gene Ontology annotation, biological process: regulation of apoptotic process. The transcript has a single exon. The coding region runs from base 5 to 772 and encodes 255 amino acids. The record is from RefSeq and is a predicted model, not a curated record.
CUCCAUGGCCGGCUCUGAAGAGCUGGGGCUCCGAGAGGACACACUGAGGGUUCUGGUAGCUUUCCUUAGGCGCGGUGAAGCUGUUGGGUGCCCUGUCCCAACUCCACCCAGGAGCCCUGCCCAAGAGGAGCCCACAGAUUUCCUGAGUCGUCUCCGAAGAUGUCUCCCUUGUCCCCUGGGUAGAGGAGCCCCUCCCCCGGAGUCCUCUCGGCCCUGCUUCCUUCCCCUACGCCCCUGCUAUGACUCGGGACCUGGUCCAGCUACUUCAGACUUCUAUGCCGUGGUUGCCCAGCGUCUGGAACAAUUGGUCCAAGAGCAACUGAGAUCUCCGCCCAGCCCAGAGUUCCAGGGACCCCCACCCACAGAAAAGGAAGCCCUGCUAAGGAGGCUGGUAGCCUUGCUGGAGGAGGAAGCAGAAGUCAUCAACCAAAAGCUAGCUUCUGACCCAGCUCUGCACCGGAAACUUGCUCGCCUGUCAGCGGGCUCCUUCGCCCGCCUUGUGGAACUCUUCUCCAGUCGUGAAGUCAGCUCCUCCCCAAGCUGUACAAGCCCCUCGUUGCCAUGCCUGGCGCCCCCACCGCCAUCCCCGGAGCCUUUGGCCCGCCUGGCUCUGGCUAUGGAGCUGAGCCGGCGCGUGGCCGGGCUGGGGGGCACCCUGGCCAGCCUCAGUGUAGAUCACGUACACAGCUUUGCGCCCUGGAUCCAGGCCCAUGGGGGCUGGGCAGGCAUCCUGGCUGUGUCGCCUGUGGACCUGAACUUACCCUUGGACUGA